AUGGCGCCAACCUUUGUCGACCUCGCCAGUAUCAUCGACUAUACGUGUCUCUGUGCCAGUGAAUACUACACCACUAGCGUUAUUACCUGCUGGAACGUCAACUGCAACAGCACAGAGUACGCCAAGGGCCUCACCUACACUGCCUCUGCGUGCGCCGUGUAUGGUGUCACCCUCGUCCCGGCCACCAGCACCGGCGUCAAUGCUGCGGUGGCUACUGUCCUCACUAUCCCCCCAGUCAUCUACUCUCGUGCCGUGUGGAACAUCCAGGCGGUCAUGUCUUCGAUAUGCUCACUCGUCCUCGUCGCCGCAAUCAUCCUCGGAUUCAUGUCGUGCCGAGCCCAGGCGCGCCGACAGGCCAUGACUCAGGGCAGCCACUGGACUGGACUCCCAUCGCACAUGGACACCAAGAAUGGUACGCGCACCCGUUCGCGUCAUGGCAGGUCUGGCGCCCCCCACCUCGAUUCGUUCGGCCACCUCACCACCAUGGACCUCACGCGCACCGUCGACAGGGACCUCGCCUAUCCCCUUCGCAGCGUCAACCGCGACCCUUCCGUGCCCCGCUUCACCAACCGUCUCCCGCCGGCCGGCCAGGACAUGUGGGGGGAGGAAGCGCACGAGAUGCACGACAUCGAGGGCGGGGGUAGCUGGAGGAGUGGGAUGGGUCGCGCGAGCGGCAGUCACGCCAGCGACGACGACGAGGUCAAGACGCCCUACGGCGGCAACUCUGUUCUCGGACACGAGGACGAGGACAAGGACAAGAACAAGUCGGCCGUUCCCGACCCGGAACCCGUCGACGCCCUGUCAUCUGUCGGACUGGCGGGCCACAGCCUCGCAGAGAUGGAUGAGGCGGAUGCCGAGCGCGAGCUGUCCGUCGUGGAUCACAUCGGUGCCGUCCCAAUGCCGCCGACCCCAACAUCGAUCGGUACCAUCAUGCGCGGCAAUGGGUCCGAGUUUGGUGGCAGCACCACACACCUGAACCGUCCUUGA
This is a messenger RNA of Apiotrichum porosum, 987 nucleotides long. RefSeq lists its product as uncharacterized. The record is from RefSeq and is a predicted model, not a curated record. Lineage: Eukaryota; Fungi; Basidiomycota; Tremellomycetes; Trichosporonales; Trichosporonaceae. The transcript is spliced from 5 exons. Bases 1 to 987 code for a protein of 328 amino acids.